Malassezia vespertilionis is the source of this 3450-nucleotide messenger RNA. RefSeq lists its product as uncharacterized. The coding region runs from base 1 to 3450 and encodes 1149 amino acids. Gene Ontology annotation, cellular component: mediator complex. Gene Ontology annotation, molecular function: protein dimerization activity. The record is from RefSeq and is a predicted model, not a curated record. The transcript has 3 exons. NCBI's taxonomy places the organism in Eukaryota, Fungi, Basidiomycota, Malasseziomycetes, Malasseziales, Malasseziaceae.
AUGGACAGGAUCACACCGCUGGAAGAUGCGCUGGAUACGCUGAUCAAAGUGAUGGCGUCUGCCAUUGCGUACUUAUCGCGCAAGGCGGGGCACGAGCAAGUGAACGCACGCGUCCCAUUGACCGUGCUGGGCACCACAGAGGCACUACCUACGGAGACGCUAGCAAAGAAUCGAGAAGAGCUCGUGCACGAUCUUGUCGCGCAGGCAAAAGAAGUCGAGCAGUGCAUCCAGGCGCUGCCUACAUGGGGCGACGAAUAUACCGAUGCGGCACUUAGCGCACGACUUGUCGCCAAGCAAGCAAGCCUUGUUGAGGCAAACGGAGCGUACCGCGAAGCAUUAGAGGAAGCGCCUGAUUUUGGCGCGGUGUUGCAGCUUGCGACAGUGGCGCCACUGGCUUGCGAUCGAUUGUGCGCUUCGUACACCAUGGACGGUGAGCAGUGGAAUUUGCCAUUGGAUAUGCCUGGAAUGGGGACGGUAUACACACCAGAUGCAGUUACGAACGCGAAAGCCGUGCACCAUGACCCAGGCACGCACUCACCGAAACUUUGGGCGUCCGUAGAACUGCCCGACAUGUUCCUAAGCAACCUAUUCCACGGGGACUAUGGCCUCGGCGACGCAUCACACCCAGAAUUUGCAGCCUCCGUUUCUGGCAGCAGCGAAUCAGACGGGAGCCCAAAGGCGUUUGAAGAUUUCAUGCAAGGCACGUCGCCAGACGACACCAACACUGCGUCACCCGAUGGCGAUGCACAGCAUGCACCAACGCCGGAGAGCGUCGGCAUUAUGCGGGAUGAGAUGCUCGGUGCGACAGGCGGUCUGCUUGCCACACAGCCUUUUCCUGGUUUCGCACCGCUCAGUGACGCGCCUGCCGUGCCGAAUUCCGUACACGACGCCGCGCCUGCGCAGGCCACCGUCUCGCUCGAGUCCUUAUUUGUGCCGAUCAUGGACAUGGGCAAGAGCCAGGAGCUUGUAGCACAGGAUGUGCAGCCGCUGCCCACCAUCGAGAUGGAGCGCCAAGUUUCUGAAACGCCUUCGAGUACUUCACCAGGAUGCUCGACCGAUACGGGUUUGCCUGGGAUGCUGCAUAUGGCGCCCGGAAGCAAUGUAAAUGCACACGUUGCAUUGGGAUGCGUGCGUGCCUUUGCUGAGGCGCAGAACUCUUCUUCAUGCGCUUCUGCAUCCCAAGGCACGCAUUCGCCUACCCCGAGCAAGUCGUCCACACGACCGUGGCGAAGCAACAGCGCUUCGACAUCACCCAGCCCACAAAGUGGCGACGCAAACGAGUCUUGGUCGAAGAAAGUUGCGCACAAUGUCAUUGAGCGGCGCUACCGGAGCAAUAUUAACGACCGCAUUGCGCAGCUGCGCCAUGUUGUACCUGCGCUGCGCGAAAUGCAGCCGCGUACGGGACAGAGGAGACGAAGGCGCGGGAAAGCUGAGCAGGAACAGCUUGUCGACGGCGUGGCCGCCGCGACGAAAAUGAGCAAGGCGACUGUGUUGACCAAGGCGACCGAAUACAUUUGCCAUCUCAAGACGCGCGAGGUCGAGUUAGAGCGCGAGGUUUCCGGGAUGCAAAUGCUUUUACGCAGCCUUGAUGGCGGCGACGAUUUGCUUGCAGCGUGGAGUACAGAAAUGGAGCGUAUGCACCGCUUGCAUCCCGCGACGUAUGCUGCAUACGGCAAUCAGCCGCCCAUAGCGUCGCCCUCCUCUGUGGAUGAUGCAGACGAUUCGGACAAUGAGGAGCAGGAUCUCGACACAGUGCCGAGCAAAAUGCCGCGCUACAUGUUUGGCGCAUUUGUGAGCUUUUCCUUCAUGGGCAGCACCACGGAUUGGGGCACAGAAACGAGCACAACUGCGCCGUUUGCUCCGUCACACACACGUGUGCUUGGCGCGAGCCACCAGCUGCUGAAACGCGCAUCGAGCGACUCGCGAUGGGCGUCGCACCACUACGACCAUAUUCCCAUGCUGCAACUUGUGAUUGAGAUUUUGCGCAACACUGCACUCCUCUUCUUUUUUCUUUGCAUGGCACAUGCGCUAUACGGCUUCUUGCGCAGACGGCGCGUGCAAAAAGGCAACCGCCGUGCUGCACAGAUGCAGUCCCAAAUAGACUUACACGCGCUGAUGGCAUCGCCGCUGGAGCGGAUCAACGCGCCCACGUAUGCAUCCUUGGACGCUGCAAGGGGUGCGUAUCAUGCGCUACAGACGAUCCUCGAUGUGCCGCCCGGUGCGCUGCUCGUCUGGACGCGCAUUCUUCGUGCGGCAGCAUUUUCCGCAUUGCAAAGCGUGCCUUUUGUGAGUACGGCAGUGCUGCGCUACGUUCAUGCACACAACGACCCGGCCGUGCUGCGUAUGGAGAAGCAAGCAUGGCUGCGCCGUACCGAGAUGGAGCUUGCGCUCGACAUCCAGCCCUCGUGGUCGCAGCGGUUCCUUUCGCUGCUGGCACUGCAAAGCUAUUUGUCCCUGGCGCCGUUGUGCGAUGCUGACACGCUCAUACUAGCCAUGGCAUACAGCGACUUGGCGAAGCAAACGCGCUGGAUGCAAAAUAGCAUGUUGGAGCGCGCCGCACACCUCUGGAAUACUGCGCGUGCGCGCUGUGUCGCGAAUAAGAACGAGAAUGGAAUGGCCUUGAUAGUUGCUGUGCCGCUGGAUCGUGCGUGCGAAAGCAUGCGGUCGAAAGCUACGCUGCGUGACGCGCCGCUUGGCAAUGUGCUUUGCGCAUUGCGACACGACGAUCUUUUGCUGUUUUGGGCAACGCUUCUGGCGAGUAUGAUGCGUGCAAGUACGACGUGGGAGGCAGAAACAAACUCGCUGCACGCAAGGCUUCGUCCCGCAGUCCUCGAUGUUGUUCGUGACAAGGCAAGCCUGCGCCGCCUAAGCGCGCAGCUUGCAAAUGCAGCCAACGACCUGUUGCCCCGCACCGAACGCGACGCGGAGGCGGUGUUGGUUGCGUCCGGUACGCUUGCCCUUGUGUGUGGGAACGUCGAAAGCGCGCGGCAUUGCAUGCAAACGCUUGUGCGCGACGCCCCGUCGUUAAGCAUGACUCACCAAUUUAUUGCGCUGGUCGACGGGCACGAUACCACAGCGCCAUUACGGCUAACAGACUCCACAGACACGCUCGCUUCGGUUGUGCUUGGCUGGAUGCGACUCCAGCGUGCAUGGUGCGUUUCGCACCACAACGAGUCGUCGAGCGCGUAUAUGCGCUUGAGCAAGGAUGCUCAAGCACUCCAGCAGCUUGUCUCGCAGAGCAUUUGGAUGGGUGUAGGAGUGACGGACAAGGAGCAGAAAUUGGCAAGUGCCGAGACGCGGCCAAGCGAAAAAGCACGCAAAAUGACACAAGCGGCGUGGCACCAAGACAAUGCAUCGGAGCAAGUCCACAAGCAAGCGCUCUUCUCUUCUCUCGAUGUCCUGAUGGACCACUUGGUAGGAAUCACUGCACAUGUGCAGGAACACGAAUAG